Zonotrichia leucophrys gambelii is the source of this 2311-nucleotide messenger RNA. RefSeq names its product nectin-1-like. The record is from RefSeq and is a predicted model, not a curated record. The coding region runs from base 598 to 2145 and encodes 515 amino acids. Gene Ontology annotation, cellular component: adherens junction. The transcript has 6 exons. Gene Ontology annotation, biological process: homophilic cell-cell adhesion; heterophilic cell-cell adhesion; protein localization to cell junction. Lineage: Eukaryota; Metazoa; Chordata; Aves; Passeriformes; Passerellidae.
CCGGCCAUGGAGCGCCGCGCCCGGCCCCGCAGCGGCAGCGCCUGAGCAGCGACAGCGGGGCCCCAGCGCAGGGCGGGCAGCGGGCGGGGGCUGCCGAGCCCCGCCGCCGGAGCCACGGCACCGCCGCAGCCCGCCGAGGGCUCUGCCUCGCCGCUCUGCGCUUCUUUUGCCUCCCCUCUUGCUUUUGGGGUUUCUUUCGCUUGAUUAUUUUUUUUUCUCUCAAUUUUGUUUUUCUCAAUUUUUUUUCUCCCAAUAUUUUUUUUUUCUCUCAGUAUUUUUUUUCUCUCGAUAUUUUUUUUUUUUAAAUCGCAUUUUCCACCCCCCUCCCUUCUCCUCGUCGCUCGCCCGGGCUCUGCGGAAGGAAGCGCCCGCACUGCCCCGCGGCCGGAGCGCCCCGCGCCCGCCCCGAGGGGCCCCGCGGAUGUGCGGAUCCCUCCCGCCCUCUCUUUGUCCUCACCCACCUCCCAUCGUAUUUUUAUUUUUAUUUUGAAAUUUCAUUUUUUUCAAGCAGACCUGAGCAUCACCGCGGGCUGGGAGGGUGGGGGGCCCCGCGGCGCUGCCAGACCGACCCCUGCCCAUCGCUCUUAAGGAACUCUCAUGGCUUCACGGCCGCAGACAAGUUGCCGUGCAUCGUGGUGGACUAUCGGAGUUUGCAUCCUGGCAGCCGCGCUCCUACCAGGGCUGCAAGCUCAGAGCGUCUUGGUCAAUGACUCCGUCUCGGGGUUCAUCGGCACGGACGUGGUGCUGCACUGCAGCUUCACCAACCCGCUGCCCAUCGUGAAGAUCACGCAGGUGACGUGGCAGAAGGCCACCAACGGCACCAAGCAGAAUGUGGCCAUCUACAACCCCGCCAUGGGCGUGUCCAUCCUGUCCCCCUACAAGGAGAGGGUGACUUUCCGCAACCCUUCCUUCAAGGAUGGCACCAUCCAGCUGUCCCGGCUGGAGCUGGACGAUGAGGGCGUUUACAUCUGUGAGUUUGCCACCUUCCCCACCGGCAACCGGGAAGGGCAGCUGAACCUCACCGUGCUGGCCAAGCCCACCAACUGGAUGGAGGGCACCAAGAGGCCUCUAAUCGCCAAGUCUGGCAGGACAGAGAAGAUCUUGGUGGCCACCUGCACCUCCUCCAACGGGAAACCCCCCAGCACCGUCACCUGGGACACGAAGCUGAAGGGGGAGGCGGAGUUCCAGGAGAUCCGGAACAGCAACGGCACCAUCACGGUGAUCAGCCGGUACCGGCUGGUGCCGAGCCGCGAGGCGCACCGCCAGCAGCUCAUGUGCGUGGUCAACUACCAGCUGGAGAGGUUCACCGACAGCAUCACCCUCAACGUGCAGUAUGAGCCAGAAGUCACCAUCGAGGGCUUUGAUGGCAACUGGUUCCUGAACCGCAAGGAUGUGAAGCUGAUCUGCAAGUCUGAUGCCAACCCCCCAGCUCACACCUACGAGUGGAAGCUGCCAAACGGGACCCUGCCAGGGAGUGUGGAAAUCCAGAACAACACCAUCUACUUCAAAGGGCCCGUGUCCUACAGCGUGGCUGGCACCUACGUCUGCGAGGCCACCAACGCCAUCGGGACACGCUCGGGCCUGGUGGAGGUCAAUGUCACAGAAUUUCCCUACACCCCGUCUCCAAUCGAUGAUCACAAAUCCAUGGUGCAGCCGAACAUCCCCACACCGGUGAUUGGGGGCAUAGUGGGAGGCGUCUCGCUGGUCCUGCUGGUGGCCGUGGUGCUCUUUGUGGUACUCCGGCGCCGGCGUCACACCUUCAAGGGUGACUACAGCACAAAGAAGCACGUGUACGGCAAUGGCUACAGCAAGGCUGGCAUCCCACAGCACCACCCCCCCAUGGCCCAGAACCUGCAGUACCCCGACGACUCGGACGACGAGAAGAAGCCGGGCCCCUUGGGCGGCAGCACCUACGAGGACGAGGAUGAGGAUGCCGGAGGAGAGCGCAAGCUGGGCGGCCCCAAAGCCUACGAGGAGGAUGCCAAGAGGCCUUACUUCACCGUGGACGAGGGCGAGGCCCACCCCGAACCUUACGACGAGAGGACACUCGGCUUCCAGUACGACCCCGAGCAGCUCGACCUGGCCGACAACAUGGUGUCGCAGACCGACGGCUCUUUUAUUUCCAAAAAGGAGUGGUACGUGUAGCUCCACGCCCCUCUGCUACACUCACACACGCUCACACACACUCACCAACGCUCACCAACGAUGCCCUCCCUCCCCUGCAUCCCUCCCGCGCACGCCCCGGCCCCGCACAGACUUUUUGGAUGCUGGGGGCCAGCGGGGAGGGAGGGUGGCUUUGCUUACGGAUCAU